UCUUUACAAUUAAUGCAUGUGCGUUAUGCAUGUCAUACAUCCAAUAAGAAAUAGGAAUCAUGUAAGUUAAAGUGAUGCAUGCCCGCGGAAAAAGCUGAAUCGAAUGUAAUGCACAAUUUCAUGGCCUGCGUAAUUUUGCAUCUUUUGACUGCACUGAAUGCGUUAGUGUUAUUUAUGUGUGUACGUAUUUAUGCAUGUCUGUAGCGAAAUUUGGACGAAUGUAUGCAAAUGUAAGGCUGCAUGUGAGUGAAAAUUAAUGUAGACUAAUUUUUUUACAUUCAUAACGCUCAACAAGUACAUUCCGAAUUCGUUGGCAAAGGGUGUCAGUCCGCCGUUAUGUAUCGCAAGUUGUACGAUUGCUACUUUUGUAGAAUUUGUGGCAGACAACGCCGCCACUUGCAUUGCCGGGGCACGUUGCACUAUUUUUUGACAUAGGUUUCUCAGUUUCAGCAUGCAACAAGAGUCGGAAACCAUGGAAGGCCUGGCAGACUCGGUCACCAUUGACAUGAGUGCGCCCGAAAGGGACCCACUGGCCCUCGACUUCGUCCACAACAGUCCGUCAUGUGAUCCCCUGCAUGAUUCGAUUACGGAGGUCGUAGUUGGUCUUGGUCAAGGAAGAGAGUCGGUCCGCGAAGAAACCACAGCACAGUCCCCCACCAGGCCUGACGCAGCUGUCCCCCCCCAAACCAAGCGACGACUAUUCCAGGACAAGAAGCCAAGCGAAGAGGAGGGCCAGGAACAAGAGUCAGAACAGUCUGACGAAUACUCCGGCAGUGAGUACGUUCAAGAAGAAGAAGACAGCCAGUCCGGUGCGUCGACUUCGAGCCACACAGACAGUGAGCGUCAGAAGCGACCUCUCCGACCACCUCCAGCUUCGGACAGUCCAGAGAUGGCAGACGCUCGUAUGGAGCCGGCAGAGGACGACGAACUUGCUGCGCAAGUGGCAGCUCUGAGGACGAGGAACGCUGCGUUGGCAGCGGCCAAGUUGGAACUCGUGCAGCGGGUAGCCUCCCUAGAAGCAAAGAAGGCCCGUCUCAUGGAGGAGAACCAAACGUUGCGUGACGAAGCGGCUGUCAACGAUCAAAGAGUGGCUCACCUCAAGAAGGCUCGGAGGGAAUUCAAGCACCAGAACCUCGAGACGGUCCACUCUCUCCAACAGGCGGUCGCUGAGCCUGGAACCAGCAAGCACACAGAGGCCACUUACUGGACCAACAUGAACGCUGUCGGCCAACGACUCAGCGAGCACGGUUGGCAGAAGGUUCUGCUGAAUGACCCCAACCUACCAAAAAAGGUUCCAUCGUGUGUCACUUCAAAGAAGGGCAACAUCGGCAUCGAGCAGGACGACAUCGAUGAGUGCUACGAGGAUGGCAGCGGAUCCUUGUACUCGGUGAUGCGGCACGUGGCAAUCAACCUCUUCAGGAUCGAGAACCUCCUGUAUUUCAGCUACGGAGGCACCAGGAGCACAAGGCGGCAAAAGGCAACCAUGGCACUUCCCAAAGAGCUGAAGAAUGAGUUUCUCGACCUGGCCGGAAAAAUCAUUGCCAACACCAAGUACAAGUGGUACAUCAGGUCGAAAGAGGUCACCAUCAAGGAAAUCGACAUCAAGCGCAUUGCCAAGAAAGCGCUCAUCAAUCUGAUGACGGAGCGGCGCCCAAAGUUCAAACCUACCAAAGAAGACACAAGUUCCUCAGAGUCCGAAGACGAUUCGGAUUAAUUUCCAUGUCCGAUACUGAUUGGCAGCUACCUUCAGUUACAUUUUGCAUUGUAAUUAUUUUCAUAUGCGUGAUACACUGCUUGUUACCACAAAUAAAUUAACCAUUCCAAAAAUUUCAUUGUUUUCUUUAACAUUCCAUGGCAUUGCUCGCAGCAAACACGAUUUUAAUUUCUACAGUUUGUCGCAAUUUCCAUAUUGCUCUAAUACAAUUUUUUCAAUUGUUCGUGCAACACGUUUCGUUAUAAACAAAAUCACGCUACGUUAACCCUUUCCCUCCGUUGCUGAUUGUUUUCCGACAGUUAAAUUGAACUGGAUCUGCAUUGCCGUGGCAGCGUAACCGCCAUGGCCGAAACAGUAAUUUUCGGAUUUUGGCCGACGAUUUCGAUAAAAAUUGCUUCGCGAAUUAUUCCGCGAAUAAUUACACAAAAAUUAAGUGGAUGUGGUGCGGAAUUAAAUUUUUUUUUUCCGACAGUUAAAUUGAAC
This is a messenger RNA of Cloeon dipterum, 2197 nucleotides long. RefSeq lists its product as uncharacterized. The record is from RefSeq and is a predicted model, not a curated record. Bases 452 to 1714 code for a protein of 420 amino acids. The transcript is spliced from 8 exons. NCBI's taxonomy places the organism in Eukaryota, Metazoa, Arthropoda, Insecta, Ephemeroptera, Baetidae.